GUUUAUUAAUAAUGGAAGAACAAAAAAUUAUAGAACAAUCCACAACAGACAUGACGAAGAGUGGUAGACAAGAAGAGGCUAUUUCCUUCUGGGAUAAGAUCUCUUUAGACAAAACCUUUUGUAGAAGACUUAACGCAUUUGCUCCUUUCCAUGACUCUAAAGAAGAGUUCAUCAACAAGAAAACUAAUCAAAUCAAGGUAAAAACAAGGAUCGGAUGAACAAAGUUUGAUUGAGAUUCAGACACUUGACAUGAGACAGAUUGAACAUUCCUUGCCAUAGCCUCAAUGAGUGCUCAACAACGGACUCCCUUCCUGAUGAAGUACAACCUUGCCUAUUUCCCUAUUGAGAAGGCAUGCUACGUUGAAGCAGUCGCUUUUAUUCGCCCUAUGAUACAAGAAAAAGAAUUGGAGAAGAAGUUUUCCAAUCUAAGGAGAAUUGUCAAAAAGUCUAUUGAAAAUAUUAAAAACAAACUCAACAAAAGUAUUGAACACAUCAAAAAUCCCUUCGAGUACGAAAGCUAUCAAGAAUCUCGAAGAAUUAAGAAUGAAUUUGACAAUAAGCAUAAGAAAUUCAAAUAAACCAGAGCAAAGACCUAUAAUCUCUUCAUAUCCUCAUAGAAGAUAUGUGCAUGAUGAGUUCAGGCAAGGAGAGAAUUUCGUCUUCCGUGGGGCAAUGAGUGAGUCAACUAAGCCAGACACACAAUAUACCUUUAAUAAAUAGCAGCGAAGGAACGACGACAUUUAUUCCAAGCUCAGUCACAUCAGCACCAAGAAUAAAAAAGAAAAUCCCGGAUCCUCUAAUAAAAUUAUUCGAUUUGUGGAUCUACAAUAAGAAACUCAAAUGCCAAAGCAGCGAUACCAUGAACCAGAACCAGAAGAACUGGACAAUGAGUAUUUCCUAUGAGAAUCAUGAAACCGUCCUCUAUGAGAUAAAAUGGGAGAUGACUCCUGGAAGAAUGAAGUGUUCCUCUCUCUUUUACAACAAGAUCCAGAAACCAUGGGAGCUAGAUUGGAGCCAAGAAAAUAUUGAGAAGUUACUAAUGACUUUAAAUAAGAAGGUAACUUAUGGAAAAGUGUGUUUAGACAGAAGAAAGAAAAGGAUCUCCUUCUGUGCUACAAUCGAUAUUCCUCCUUAUCUACUAAACAAAGAUAAAAUCUCUAAGUUUAGCAGUGCCCUAUAUGCUAUUGCAAGUAGAUCAGUGAUGGAGCUUUCCAAUGCAAUUGCUUUAUACCACUCAAAUCCUUCUUUGAAGCCAAGCGAUAUUGGAAUAUUGGCAAAAGAUUACGGAAAGGUUGAAGUUGUGUCAACUGAUAAUAACAAAGCAUACAUAGACGUUUUUGAUCUACUUGGUCAGAAGCCUCAUUAUAAUAUUCAGUGGAAAAAGAUCACAAUAUCCAAGAAAAUUGAAAUAAAAGGAUACUCUCAUGUAUAUGAAGGGAAAUAUUUAAACCUUGACUGUUUGUGAAUAGAAAUUGAUGAAAGAAAAGAAUUCUCAGAAGAUAAUCAUUUACAGUUUCGUUCUCUCUUGACAAUUUAUGGAAUCUCUGAGUUUAAAAUAAAGGAAAAAGGUGGAAUUCUUGAAAUGGCCUCAGACUCUAAAACUAAUAGAUCUUAUCUCAUUGUGCAAAAGUUUCCAGGCAAACUCAUCCAGCUCGAUGAGAUUCCUAGUUUUAUUAUGGAAAAGCAUCCAGAAUAUGUGGUUGAAAUUAUAUUUGAGUAUUUUACAACUCUUUGCUACCUAAAUUCCAAAGGAUCAGCCAUUCAGUCUGACAUUGCCCUAUUCUAUGAUGAAGAACUUGAAAAGAAAUAUUUAAAAUCAGGAUUCUUGGAGGAAGACCCUGAAGAUGCCCAGCAAGGAAAAUCCAAGAUAAAUAAAUGCCCUUGGCUAUCAUUCUGUUUCUUCCCUCAAAUAUAUCAAGAAAAUGAAAGUUGGCUUGAGAGUUUUGCCAACACUUUCGCUAGUAAUCAUUUUUGAGAUAAGCAGGAUAACCUUGAAGAAGAAAAAGAAGAGAAAGCUAUUGAUACCGAUAUUUCCUAUUACCUCGAUAACUAUAUUAAUAGGUUUAACUCUCUAAAAGAAAACCUUCCAGAGUAUUUAAAAUUCAAGAACAUCAAUAUUUUCAAAAACUAUGUAGCUUUUGUUGACUUCCUGGUCAGAACAUUUCUUAAUGUGAGUCUCCAAGAGUUUUCUGACAAAUACGGAAUAGUAAACCUCCUUGAGAACGAGGAAAGCAGGAGUAUAUUUUGUGGGCUAGAGUAUAUCAGCCACAUCAUCAAAAAGUGACUCGAAUUCCUAAUAGUAGGAGUUAAAAUAACUCAGGAUGUGAAUGAUAAAAACGCAAAGGAAUUAAACGACCAGGUCAUUAAUUCUGUCAAAAAUCUUGACUCUAUUUAUGACAAAGAAAUUGGGCUUGACUGCUUGAUCGAAGAAUCUCCUACCAAGAUGAUCUUCAAUUAUGAUAGCGAACAAGAUUUAUUCUAA
Moneuplotes crassus is the source of this 2482-nucleotide messenger RNA. The record is from the annotation of a GenBank genome assembly. Lineage: Eukaryota; Ciliophora; Spirotrichea; Euplotida; Euplotidae.